ACUAAAUAGAGCAGGACCCUGUUUGUCCCUUCAAAGACUCAUGAUGAGGAUCGAGGUCGUGCUUCAGCUGGGCUUCUGCAGUCUGUGUCUUCUCUUGGGAUUCUUUGGAGGAGGAACGUGCGUAGCCACGGAGAUUCCUGACCCACCACCUAUUAACUGUGUCUGGAGCCGCUGGUCAGAGUGGACGACUUGUGAUCCCUGCACAAAGACCAGAAGGCGUUCUCGGGACAUAGAGGUGUUUGGCCAGUUUCAGGGGGACGCCUGCCAGGGAUCAAUAGGUGAAAGGACGGCUUGCACAACAUCCGAGGCGUGCGUGAAGCCGACUCCUGUCCCUUGCUCGGACUCCGAGUUCCAGUGUGAAUCAAGCAAAUGUAUCAAGAAAAGGUUAAUGUGCAACGGGGACUAUGACUGUGAGGAUGGAUCAGAUGAGGACUGCGACCCUGUGAGGAAACCUUGUGGUCAAGCAGAUCUCAACAACAAUGAACAAGGCAGGACAGCAGGAUACGGGAUCAACAUUUUGGGGGCUGAUCCUCGAAUGAACCCCUUCAACAACGACUACUUCAAUGGGAGGUGUGACCGUGUCAGGAACCCCAACAAUGGGAAUUUCGACAGGCUUCCUUGGAACGUUGGUGUCCUCAAUUAUGAGACUCUGGUGGAGGAGACCGUCUCCAGAGAAAUCUACGAGAACACUCACACCCUCCUGAAGACAAUGAUACAGGAUAAGACCUUUAAACUCGAUGCGGGGUUAAACUUAAAACUUAGCCCAUCUGAGCCGUCUAUGUCUAAUCUGUCUGGAACAGUUGGAGCAGAAUUUGGGUUUUCAAGGCAAAAAAUGCUGAAGGAAGUUUCAGAAUACACCACCAUUAAGAACAAGAGCUUUAUGAGAGUAAAAGGCAGAGUGCAGAUGAGCACCUACAGGAUGCGCUCCCGUGAGCUUCAACUCGCAGAUGAAUUCCUGGAUCAUCUCCAGUCUUUGCCAGUUCAGUAUGAAAAGGGUAUUUACUUCUCCUUCCUGGAGGAUUAUGGAACCCACUACACAAAAAAUGGAAAGUCGGGUGGUGAAUACGACUUGGUCUAUGUUCUAAACCAGGACACCAUCAAGACAAAACAAAUCACAGAGCGAAAACUUCAACAGUGCAUCAAAGCAGGCAUUACAGCAGACUUUGGGGUCCCAGGAGUCGAUGUUUCGGGUCACGUAAAACCUGAGGGAUGCGACAACCCCUCAGACAUAACAAAAGCUGAAACUGAUGGAAAAGCAGUGGUGGAUAAAGUCGUGACGUCCGUGAAAGGAGGAACUCUGGAAAGCGCUGUUACCAUGAGGGCCAAGCUGAACAAAGAGGGGAUAAUGGACAUUGAAACGUAUCGGUUUUGGGCACGGUCAAUCACAGAUGCCCCAGCUCUGCUGAACAGUGAGCCAGAGCCCAUCUACAUGCUGGUUCCACUGGCUGUGCCAGAUGCAAACGCCAGGAUCCAAAACCUGAAGCAGGCCACACAAGACUACGUGGCUGAAUACAACGUGUGCAAAUGCAAGCCCUGCCAAAAUGGAGGCACUCUUGCUCUGCUGGACGGAAGGUGCAUUUGCAUGUGCCCCGACGUCUUUGAGGGCUUGGCCUGCCAGAACUUUAAACCCGACAAAAAUAAAGGCCCAGCAACAAGACCUACUGUGAAUCAGCUGGGCAACUGGUCGUGCUGGUCAUCCUGGUCCAGCUGCAGCGGAGGCAAACGCAGCAGAACUCGGCAAUGCAAAACAGACGGAGUCUCUGGAGCUUCAUGUACAGGAGACACCAAUAGUGAUGAACACUGCUAAGCAAACUAUGAAAUAUGUCCUUGGACAUUUUCGUCAUACAGUGAAGUACAUGACAUUAUUUUUGUAGUGGUAAAGAGCAAAAACACAUAAAUGAAGGAAAAGCAAAACAUAUUGUUUUUGAAACUCAAGAAUAUAAAUUUACUCCAAUUAAGAAGUCGUCUGAUAUGUAUUAAGUAAAAGCUUAAGCAGUAGCAUGACAGUAAUGAGGGUUUCCAUCACUUUUAAUUUGGUUCACAUUCUUGGGUUGAAUAAAGCUUCAGUUUUGAUUUGAAUCUCAUUUUUUAUGGCACGGAUACAUUCCAGAUUUUUGUGCAGCGCUAAUGAGAACCAGAUGAAUGCAGAAAGAGAGAAAAGCAGCACAUGGGUCAUGCAGAGAUUUAGGUGGUGUUCUGAAACCCAAAAGGAGAAUCCUAAAGUAUGUGUCUUUUUACCUUUGAGCAGAAUAUUAAAAAAGUUUUUCGCCAUGACUUUGAACAAAAAUAUUAACUUGAAACCUUCUUUUUUUAUUGCUGGUUGUUCAUCUCAUUAUAAUAAACAAUAUAAAACUGAAUUAAAUUGACCACAUUUACUUUUAUAGUUUCAAGAAAAUUCUCCCACUUGCUGAAGAGACACUGAUGCAAGAAAUCAUUACUGAACUGAAUAUUUGUUCAGAGAACAACAUUCACCCCUUUUGUUUAUUUAUGUGUUUGCUUUGAAACUCGACAGGCUUUACAGUAAAUGACAGUGGAGGCUUUCAGUGAAAGACUUAGUCACAUACACCUGUAUGCUAAGUUGACCUGUGUGGGUGCUGCUGUUUUUUGGGUUGGUCCUUGGAGGGUCGUAGAGAGAAGAAGCUACACCUUAAGGGAAACACAGGAGUGUCUUGCAGCUCUCUUCAAGCUUGUACGGCCAUCUUAAGGGAGGUCAUGAAAAUGGAUCGUACGAUUGUCGCAUGUUUGGUAAGGGUAUCCUGAAGUAUUUGCAAGGAUAAUGUAAGUUGCACGCACCUAUGAGGAAUGCUGCCCCUUACCUCUUGUCACUAGUAAGAUGCAAGUACUACACCUUACUAAUCACGUACACAGGGUGUGCCCGUGAUACAUAAGUUCCCAUAGGAUGCACUCAUAAAACUUCACUCCAAUUGUCUAAUUUCUUAAUUUUUACUAUCAGAAUUUGAGCAAGAGCCUGCAAGUCGUUGUCAUUCACCUUUCAGCACAUCGCAUUCGCCAUUGCGAACCAGCUUUUACUAAUUUGCACAUGUGGUUUGGCAAAGAGUUUUACACCACAUACCCUUCCUUUGGAAACAAAUCGUUGUUUCCCGUGCACCAAUUCUACACCCAACCAACCGAGCCAUCCAGCUGCCAGUAGUAUUACAUGAAUAUCACUAUAUGGUUCCUUUCGCACAGCACUCAGAGUUCAAAGGAGUUGGAGAAUAGAAAAAUCUGUUUGACACCAUAGUAUCUUACCUACUUCACCCUUACUUACCCUUGCAUGUUGUAUAAGUGUUUGCUACAACCUGUCACUUGGCCGCAUACCCGUAGAAAAAUAUCUGCGGGAAAAUUUUCACUUUAUAGGUUCACUAAGUGGUCUACAAUCUGAAUAUGCUGUGCAAGCCACCUGCAUGGCCCUUACAGGUUUGUUCAUUAUCCACCCGUCAGGGCAGUUUUUACCAUAAUGCUUAACUAUAAUAUGGCUUGCUCCACAUUAGUCAAAUUACCUUAAUAAAUAAAUUGUGAGAGUCAGAGCUUUAUCUCCUUGUCUGGUCUCCGGUAGAAGUUAUCCCUGGACUAUUGACUCAAUACAUGUCCUGGCCUACUCAGCGCUCAGUCCCCAGAUGCUCCUCACCUGGAUCCCAUUGACAAUUAUCGACCUGAGUCUUAAGCAGCCCUCUCUCAGCGCGAAGUAUUGUUUGUGUCAUAUUGUCUCCAUUGCUGAGCAUAAUUAUUCUGACCUGACAUUCUGUUUUCCUGACCCUGUUUCUAUUUCGGCUCUGUUUGUCUGCUGCCUGCCCCGACCCACGCCUGAACUACACUCUCCAAAUUUGGAUUCCUGAAACUUCUAUGCUUGUUAUUAACCUCUGCCUGACUGACCAUGCCUUAGCUUCAUGGACUUAUAGUAGUGUCUGACUCCUGCUUUGUCAACACAUCUAUCCAAUAAACUUGCUCCACUUGAA
Messenger RNA from Oryzias melastigma (Indian medaka), 3956 nucleotides. RefSeq names its product complement component 9 (gene c9). Gene Ontology annotation, biological process: immune response. NCBI's taxonomy places the organism in Eukaryota, Metazoa, Chordata, Actinopteri, Beloniformes, Adrianichthyidae. The coding region runs from base 41 to 1807 and encodes 588 amino acids. The transcript has 11 exons. The record is from RefSeq and is a predicted model, not a curated record. Gene Ontology annotation, molecular function: protein binding. Gene Ontology annotation, cellular component: membrane attack complex.